AUGAUUUAUCGACCUUGCUCUACUCUCAAGUACCUAUACGCCCCCAACAGCCAGCGCGCGUUCAAACACGGGCCAGCUGUAGAGGUCAAGGAGCUUACUUCUCUGUUAAAACUAAGCCCUUCGUUUAGAGUCAUCCUAGGUCCACCGAGUUCGGGCAAGACGGCUUUAUGGAUACUUCAGAACGUGAAGGCGUUUCUCGACGAAUCGUAUCAGGCACAGGCGCGCGACGCCUUCUGGAAGAUUGUGUCAACCAUCUCCGAGGUGGAGAUACUUGGCGUCUCUGCGAAAAUUCGCGAGACCACAAUUUCGACAGAAACGGCCGCAAAGAUCUUCAAAGAACUUGGAAACCGCCUCAAGCCAUGGAAAAUCUCCCACGGGUCAAGACCUUGUGUCUUAAUCAUUGACGAGGCAAAUGUCUUCCAAGAGAUGAGUGACAAGGUAAUCCAAACGUUCCUCAGAUUCGUCGUUCAAGUUUCAAAAGAAGAAGCAAACCUGCAGGUUGUAUUCACAUCCUCCGACCCCUUCUUCGAGAGUUGGCUGAAAAAACAUGUCAAUAGCGCUCACUUUGAGACACUCGUCGUUGGGGACCUACCCUACAUGGAGGCUAAAGAUUAUUUCCUUCACGAGGUCAAAAACCAUCCACACCUCACAAAAACAAACAAAGACCUUCUGGAAUCUGUUGACUUCCAAAUUCCUUUCAGAAUAACUGGAGCUAUGAAAUUCCAGACGACGCAACUUGCGUAUACCUACUUGGAAGACAAGAUCCUAGGGAAGGCAAAAACAUACACCGGAGAAACUGCUCUGAAAGUCUGCGAGCUCCUUGUGGAUUCACCUGGCUAUGUUGACUAUCGCAAACUUUCAGCAGAGCUCGGCAAUGCAGUCGUUGAAGAGAUGGUACAACGAAACUUUCUUCAUUUCCGACCACCUUCUACCUUUUCCAGGGAUCUGUAUCCUCCCCCUUCCAGAUCGGUCGUUACGGCUCAAAGCGAACCUGAUCUCCGUGCGAUGGAAGUGCUUGUCAAGGAGUCGAGAAAGCAGUAG
This is a messenger RNA of Puccinia triticina, 1041 nucleotides long. RefSeq lists its product as uncharacterized. NCBI's taxonomy places the organism in Eukaryota, Fungi, Basidiomycota, Pucciniomycetes, Pucciniales, Pucciniaceae. The record is from RefSeq and is a predicted model, not a curated record. The coding region runs from base 1 to 1041 and encodes 346 amino acids. The transcript has 6 exons.